AUGACUGCAGGGACUAAUCGAAAGUGUGAUUGCUUAAAGGGCGUAAAAAGGCCAAAAAGGCCCCAGUUGCUUAUUAUCGCACCUCAGUCAACAAGGGGAGGAGUGCAUUUGUGCUCCGCGCGGUGGACGUUACCCUUACCAAUGUCAUAUGCCCGAAUUAAUAUAUUUAACAGAAUUCAGGACAAGUAUGGGCAUGAUACCUUACGUUUGGUACGAAGAUAUGAAAAGCUUGGUAUUAAACUUGGUAAAAUUAAUUGCGAUUUACAGUUCUUACUUGCUUGUAAAAAGGAACAGUUAAUUACGACGUUUGCUCGACCAAAGCUGAGUAUAUACGCGACGAACAAAGUGAAAUUAAAAAUCGCCAAUAUCAUUUUCCAAACUGAGAUACAAAAUAAACACCGAGAAAGAAAUGGUUUAAAGAAAGAACUACGUAAAUCAAUCAGAACGUUAAGAAAAAGUUUGCCUUCCAUUAUAAUUUUUGAGUCGCUAAGAUUUCGGUUACGAAAUGUCAUCACAAAUAAAUCGAAGAAAUGGUCGUCAACUCAUGAAAGAAAACUGAUGAACUUAAGAUCUUGUGUACCUGCGAGAAACAAACAUGUUGUGAAAAGAUUUUCACCUAACGUUGUACAUAACUUUUCUUCGUACGUUUUGAGUCCUUGUGAAAAAGAAGCUUUAUCUUACAGCUUAGAUUAUGCAAUACCAUCAAAGCAUCAUACACGAAAAUUAGAAACUGAAUUUGAAAAUUUUUACCAACAAAUACUUCCACAUACCACCCGGCUCAUAGCUGACGGUUUACCAUUACAACCCAUCAUAUCUAAAAUCGGAUCUGCUACUUAUAACACUUCAAAGUACCUUGCGAAAUUGUUAAUACCACUGACAAAGUCAACAUAUACUACUGAAAGCUCUUUAGAUUUUAUAUCAUCAUUGAAAGGAGAGAAGGUACCUCAUAACUACAAACUGGUUGAUGGUGUAGCAAUGGGCUCGCCUCUAGGACCAGUCCUAGCAAAUAUCUUCAUGGUUGAGUUGGAGAAGGAAAUAGUCCCAAAAUUAGAAAAUUCAGUAAAAUUUUGGAAGCGAUAUGUAGAUGACACUAUAUGUUUUGUUAAGGAAAACCAGAUAAACAAUGUGCUGGUCACACUUAAUAGUUAUCAUUCGAAUAUCCAGUUCACAUAUGAAGUUGAAAAUGACAAUUACAUAGCCUUUCUUGAUGUUAAAGUGAAACGUAUGAAUGAUGGUUCAUUUAACACAUCCAUUUAUCGAAAAGACACGAACACUGACAUAUACAUGCACUGGAUUUCAUUUGCACCACGCGCAUGGAAAGUUGGAACAGUUAAAUCGUUGGUGUUGAGAGCGUUUAAUAUAUGCUCUUCAUCACAAGAUCUAAAAUACGAACUAAAUCAAUUAAAAAAUGUGUUUAUAAAUAUCAAUGAUUAUCCAGAAGCAGUUGUAUCCAAUGUAAUUAAUAACACAUGGCGAAAUUUCAACAUUCAAAAUGCCGACACUAUGUCUAAUGAAGACACCAAUGAACCUCCAAUAACACCUUUCAUGGUUCUACCAUACAAAGGAGAUCAUGGUAACUGCUUAGUAAAGCGUCUAAAUAAAACUUUCAAACAGUUUCUACCUGCCAAUGUCAAGCCACGCAUUGCUUAUCAAUGUCGAAAGUUAUCUUCGCUAUUUUCUGUGAAAGAUAGAAGCAAGGAUGAACACAAACAUGGUGUUGUGUACAAAUACACUUGUCCGGUGGAAUCGUGCGAUGCUACAUACAUUGGUGAAACAGGGAGAAGGCUAAAUGAAAGAAUGAUAGAUCACCAAAAGCGCGAUAAGAACUCUCCUAAAACAUUCAGUCACUGA
This is a messenger RNA of Hydractinia symbiolongicarpus, 1851 nucleotides long. RefSeq lists its product as uncharacterized. Bases 1 to 1851 code for a protein of 616 amino acids. The record is from RefSeq and is a predicted model, not a curated record. The transcript is spliced from 7 exons. NCBI's taxonomy places the organism in Eukaryota, Metazoa, Cnidaria, Hydrozoa, Anthoathecata, Hydractiniidae.